Coffea eugenioides is the source of this 1347-nucleotide messenger RNA. RefSeq lists its product as uncharacterized. Gene Ontology annotation, molecular function: nucleotide binding. Lineage: Eukaryota; Viridiplantae; Streptophyta; Magnoliopsida; Gentianales; Rubiaceae. The transcript is spliced from 2 exons. The coding region runs from base 93 to 1175 and encodes 360 amino acids. The record is from RefSeq and is a predicted model, not a curated record.
UGGAUGCUGGCUGAGCCUGAGAGUAAUCUAAAUUCACACAGCCUACAGCUAUUAAAAAGGGGGGAAAAAAAAGAAGCACAGAUUCGGAAAAAAUGGCCGAGCCGCCGGUUCGUUUUGGAAUCUUAGGCUGUGCAAAGAUAGCAAGAAAACUAUCUCGAGCCAUAACUCUGGCUCCAAACUCAACUAUUGUAGCUAUUGGGAGCCGUUCACUGGAGAAAGCCAUAAGCUUCUCAAGAGAGAACGGCUUCCCGGCUUCCGCCAAGGUGUAUGGAAGCUACGACGGCGUGUUGGACGAUCCGGACGUGGAAGCGGUCUAUAUUCCGCUGCCUACGAGCUUACAUUUGCGCUGGGCUGUUUUGGCGGCUCAAAAGAAGAAACACGUGCUUUUGGAUAAGCCGGUGGCGCUGAACGUGAAGGAGCUGGAUAUAAUUCUUGAGGCCUGUGAAUCGAGUGGGGUGCAGUUCAUGGAUGCUACCAUGUGGAUGCACCAUCCACGCACCACUCAGAUGAGGGAAUUUCUCUCUGAUCCUCAAAAAUUCGGUCAGCUCAAGGCGGUCCACAGCAUUUUCUCAUACGUUGAGGGCCCUGAAUUUCUCAAGAAUGAUAUCAGAGUAAAACCUGAUCUUGAUGCACUUGGUGCUUUGGGUGACACUGGCUGGUAUUGCACUCGGGCAAUUCUGUGGGCUGCAGAAUACGAACUCCCUAAAACUGUAACAGCUUUGCCUGAUCCUGAAUUCAAUGAAGCAGGCGUGAUCUUGUCCUGUGGUGCAUCCUUGCGCUGGGAAGAUGGAAAAGUUGCAACUUUCUAUUGUUCUUUCAUCACCAACUUGACAAUGGACAUCACAGUUCUUGGAACAAAUGGAAAUCUUCGGGUUCAUGAUUUUGUCAUUCCAUACCAAGAAAGUGCUGCACCAUUUUAUGUGACUUCAAAUUCCAGGUUUGUUGAGCUCGCUAUAGGGUGUGAUCCUUCUCCUAAUGAGCAUAUUGUGGGAACGGAUCUUCCUCAGGAAGCCCUGAUGGUGAAGGAGUUCUCUUCUUUGGUUGGUGGUAUAAAAUUAAAUGGUUCAAAGCCUGAGAAGAAAUGGCCAAACAUCAGUAGAAAGACACAGGCUGUUAUUGAUGCAGUUAAGGCUUCUAUUGACAAGGGGUUUGAGCCUAUUGAAGUUGUGUUUUAGUUGUCAAGAUUGUCAAUCCGUGCUUCAUAUCUGAUUGAGAAACUGCAAUUUGUCACCUUGAACAUUUCCCUUGUGUUAGAUUGGUCGCCAUGAACUGUUUUUUUGCAGCAAUUCCUGUCUUGAACCAUUGGAUUCGAUGAAAUAAAUAUCUAUCUUACAUUUUCUAUGUCAA